AAUAGUGCAGACUAAACUCAGCUUUUUAAAAGAUUAAAGAUUACCAUAGUGUGAGUGGUUUUCUAAUUUUACAGAAGCUUCUAGAGCUUCUGCUAUAUUUGUAUAAACUUUGAAAGCCCAAGGUGAUACUUCUGUGUGAUGAUGAAGCAUCAGAGGAAGAUUUUAGUUGAGGACUAUAGACUAGAAUGUUUAUAAAAUUUACUUUAGGCUUUACUUGCAUGUGCUUCUUAUGUAAAUAGAGUAUAUCUGGCAUAAAAGAUACCAUAAUAACUUACAUUUUUAUACACUUCAAGGUUUACAGAGAUUUUCUUACUACAACCAUGUGAGAUAUGUAGUACAAGUAUUAUUAUCCCCACACUACAGUUAGAUAGACUCUAUAGGAAAUAAAUUUUGUUUAUAUUUGUGACUUAAAUACACGGGUCAUUUUUUAAUAAAGCAUUUUUUUUCAAUAGAGUCCUCAUUGUGUAACUGUAACAAAUCAGUUACCAAAAGUUUCCAACAUGAUCUCUCUUCAGUCAACUGGUAUUAGGUAUUCUAACCAAAUAUCUAACAUCAAGGACUGUAAUUCACCAGAGUCAAUGCCCCUUACCAGUUGUGUAAUUCCUUCCUUAAAUAUCAAACCCUCACAUUUGCAGCAAAAAGAAAUUAAGAAGGAAUAUUUCUUAAAAGAAAACAACAAUAUUGAAAAGAAGGAUGCUAAGAACCUUAAAAGGAAGCAUACUACAGCCAGUCAUUUGUCAAAGCAAACAAAGCGUUGCUUCACGAUGGAAGAAUUUGGAAAUGGAAUUGAAACCAAAUAUCAAAAUUCAGGAGAGACAAGAGCUCUUGAAAACCCAGUCUGCGAUGUCAGAUCUUUGGGAACUGUAGACAAAAAUCAGCUGAUGGAAAAGCUAAAACAAGCAGCUGCUCUAGUAGUCACAAUAAUCUAUCAGGAUGGGUCAUCCCAGCUAAAACAUUACAAGGAGGAUCUAAAUUCAUUGGUAAAAGGAAUCAUUAUUUUAAUAAAGAGUCCACUGGACAACAGCAGUCAUCCCUUUAGUUCAUCAGGCACAGACCUACCUAUAAUGGAUGAAUUUACCAAAGAUGAUAGGUAUAUAUACUUAAAAAUAGAACAUGAUAAUCUUUGGAGACAAGAGCAAGAGAUGAGUAAUCAAUUUGCCAGAACAGUGCUGUUUCAAAUACUAAAAUCUAAAUAUACUGUUGUAUGCUUUAAUGCUAAAGAGUUUGUGAAAACAGUGCUCCAAGUUUGUGGCAGUUAUGGUCAUUGGAAACAAGUUGCUGAUUUUGUGGUGUUAGAUCCCAGAAUUGCAGCAUGGCUUCUUGAUCCUAGUGAUACUCUUUUCUCCUUUGAAGAUUUAGUAAGGAAAUAUUUUGAAGAAUCAGUCACAAUGAAAAUGAAUAAUACAAAUGGAGGUUCUUCACACAAUAUGGUGAACCUAUGUUCAGAUUUGAGGAUCCUUUACAGACUUACAGUGGAUCUUUGUUCUAAAUUAAAGGUUUGUGGUCUGUGGCAAUUAUUUUAUACUUUGGAACUUCCUCUGAUACCCAUUUUGGCAGUGAUGGAAACCCAUAAAAUUCAAGUGAAUAAAGAAGAAAUGAAGAGAACAUCAAAACUUCUUGGGUUUCAUUUAAAGGAAUUGGAAAAAGAAGCCCAUGUUGCUGCAGGAGAGCAGUUUCUUGUUACUAGCAAUAAUCAACUUCGAGAGGUAUUAUUUGACAAGUUAAAGCUGCACUUGCUGUGCAAAAGUAAGACUGUCGCCCAAACCGAACUACAGAAACAUCUGUCGACAUCAGAAGCCACGUUAAAUGCUUUGCAAGAUCUUCAUCCUUUACCCAAGAUCAUUUUAAAAUAUAGGCAGAUUCAUAAGGUCAAAUCAACCUUUGUGGAUGGGCUGCUGUCAUGCAUGAGAAAGGGGUUUGUUGCAUCAACAUGGAAUCAGACUGGAACUGUGAGUGGCAGACUUUCAGCCAGGAAACCUAAUAUCCAAGGGAUCUCUAAGCACCCGGUCCAGAUCACUAUACACCAAUAUGAACAAGGGAAAGAAGAUGAAAAAACAACUGUUUCUCCCAGAGCAAUGUUUAUAUCUUCCAAAGGCUAUACCUUCCUAGCAGCAGACUUUUCACAGAUUGAAUUGCGCAUCCUUGCCCACCUCUCUUGUGAUCCAGAACUUCUGAAGCUUUUCCAGGAACCAGAGAGUCUUGAUGUGUUUAUGAGCCUGACUUCUCAGUGGAGAGGAAUUCCUCUUGAACAAGUCACAUACGUGGAGAGGGAACAGACCAAGCGAGUUGUAUACUCAGUGGUGUAUGGAGCAGGCAAAGAACGACUUGCUACUUGCCUUGGAGUAACUGCUCUUCAAGCCAGUCAGUUUAUAGAGAGUUUUCUCCAGAAAUACAAGAAAAUCCAUGACUUUACCCGGGAAACAAUCAUGCAGUGCCACCACAAAGGAUAUGUGGUUUCCAUCAUGGGACGCAGAAGACCCCUGCCAAAUAUUUAUGCAAAAGAUUACCGACUGAGGACUCAGGCAGAAAGACAGGCAGUAAACUUUGUGGUCCAAGGUUCUGCUGCUGACCUCUGCAAAAUGGCCAUGAUCAAGAUAUUUGCUUCAAUAGCCACUUCUCCAAAGCUGACAGCCAGGUUGCUUGCCCAAAUUCAUGAUGAACUAUUGUUUGAAGUGGAGGACUCACAAAUUCCUGAAUUUGCAGCACUUGUCAAAGAGACCAUGGAGUCACUGCAGAGCAUCCAGGCCAAAGGACUGUAUCUGAAGGUUCCCCUGAAAGUGAGCCUCGCCACGGGCCGGUCGUGGGGCUGCCUGAGCCCCUUCCCGGAGGUGGCGCCCGGUGCUGCCCAGCACAGCCCGGCCGGCCUCGGUCACUAGGUCAACAGCGGCCCCCGUGGAGCCCCAGCAGCACCUCGAGCUCUGCGGGUGCAUUUCUCGGCUUCAUUAUGUCUGUAGCCCCAGGCAACCGCAGCGGCCUGAGACUGGUUUGUACCAGCGCAUUGUCCUGCGCUGGCCGGGGUAGCCGGCGGGGAGCGACUUUUGUUCCUGGCCACACCGCGCAGCCGAGAGGUGGAGCCAGCUGCCCUCCACCUUUGAUGGUCAGCCUCCUGCCUCCUAGACGUGCCUCAUCACCCCCCAGGCACUCGCGUGAACAUCCCAGGGGUGACCGUGGCCGGCUCACGUAACCUCUGGCAGCAUCAAUUUCCUGGUCCAAAAGAUGGGGACGAUAAUCCCUGCACCACCUCCCUCACCGGGUUGCUGGGAGGAAAGAGCUUUGCAAACCUUAAAAGGGAGUGAGUCUCCUUUAUUCUAGAAUGGUUUCAGUUUGGUAUGAGGGUGGAUGCAGAGCUGCUCGGCCAUUGUCCCUCAAAUGUCCCUGAGCGCUCGGCCUCGAGGAUCGGUCGGUCAGCAGACAUGCAGCAAACAUGGUGCUGGUUUGCUGAAGCGAUCACCCUCCUCUCCCUCCCCCUCUCCUGGAGGAAAUCCCCACACCUUCCCGGCAAAAUUCUCUUGGCUCCGUAAAGCCACUGGAUCGUCGAUUAUAGUGACUGGCAUUUUCAUAGCACUCUGGGUUUGCAAAGCAUUUGCCGCAUCUCUCUAGAUCUUAACUGCCCUGUGAGGCGGGCCCUGCGGAUAUUCUUAUCUCCAUUUGUCAAAUGAGGAAACUGAGGCUGAAAGAGGUUAAGCGGCUUGCCCACAGGGGUCCAGAUCUUUCCCCACCCCAUUUUCAGCACUACGUACAGUGUACCAACCAUAUUAAGUGAGGGUGGGUGACAAUCUCCCUUUGAGCAUAACAGAGACAACCAUUGGAAAAACUCAGUGUGUGCAGCUGUGUGUACCCCGGGCGUCUGCCAACAGUUUCCAGGGCAAAACUGCCCUGCUUGGGUUUCAAACCACGGCGCCACAGAGGAGUCUGGGGGCGGAAUGUUUGGCUUUCAUUUGACUUUUGUGUUUUGCUGAGUGUGUGUUCAUAGGUGUAUCCUUGGCCUUGUUUUUUUGCUCCCUUUUUUCCUGUGAACCAGAGAACCUGUUUACCCUCAGCAGUGUGAGCCUCACGUGGGCUUCUCCUGCCCAGAUUUCCCUUCAUCCUUCCCUAGCCUGCCUUGGGGGCCAUACCCCAGCUUGUUUGUUCACCAGCCCCCAUCUUCACCCCACUCUGUUCUUUGUGACAAAUAA
This is a messenger RNA of Phascolarctos cinereus (koala), 4175 nucleotides long. The record is from RefSeq and is a predicted model, not a curated record. Lineage: Eukaryota; Metazoa; Chordata; Mammalia; Diprotodontia; Phascolarctidae.